This is a messenger RNA of Peronospora matthiolae, 1527 nucleotides long. Lineage: Eukaryota; Oomycota; Peronosporomycetes; Peronosporales; Peronosporaceae. The record is from the annotation of a GenBank genome assembly.
AUGGGACGGAGAUCGAGAGGCAGACCGAUAGACGGAGGAGCGGACCUGGCCCCAAAAACUGACCUAUCCACCGCGUUUUGCGAGUCGGACCGUGCAAUGGAGACUUGGCUGGCAGGGCCGUGGGAUGGGAGACCAUGUGGUUCGGCAGAAGAUCGAGUUUCAGAGGUCUCAAUGACACGCGCGGUAGUUGAACAACUGGCACUGGGCCGUAUUUUCACGAAACAGGGAUCCUACGAUUUACUGAUACUUUGUAACGGAUCCCCUUCGGACGUCUCCUCUUCGAUGCCGUCUAGCCCACCGCCACCGCUUCCCCAGGGACGACGGACCUACUUCUCUUUUCGCCACAGCUCAUGGCUCAUCGUGGCUCUGAUGACGAUUGCAGUGGCCACGUUCUUGCGGACGCCAACUCUCUGGGACGGAAUUCGCAACAUCUUUGCAACCUCCUCAGCUGCAACCGACUGCGUGGACGCCCAUCAGUAUUUGACGGAUGUGAUGCCAGUCAAGGGGUUCCACGUGCUUUGCCUCAAGCCGACGACAAGUGACACGCUGAAAGUGACGGGGUUCAAGAACGGGAACUUUGCCAACGAGUCAGUGGAGACGCCACUUGACUGGGAGUCGUUUUCCCACACGGUCGAAGACGAGUUGCUCGAGAUUCCAAAGCCGUGUGACGAGCUCGCUCGAAAGUACCAGCAGCCCAUUGCGUACUUUACGCCGGACGGCGUUCGACUCGAGAGGAACGUGACGCUGUUGCAGGAUCAUCAGGUCUUGUUUGUCUUCGAGGGUGGUCAGUUCAUCUGGCCAGGGAUUCGCAUCGGACACAAAGCGGUCGUGGAGAACGCUUUUGGUCGUGGCGAUCUGGUACUCGAGACGAUAAGCAUGACACCACUCGUGUUCAGCGUCGAGGAAUUUCUCCAGGACAACGAGAUUGACGUCAUCCUCGAGUUGUCCCUGCCGCAUUUGGCACCGUCGAGCGUGGCGUUAAAGGACGGAGACGAAAACAAACCAGCCACAACUUGGCGCACGAGCACGACGUAUUGGUUGGACUCAUCCGCUCACCCUGUGGUGCAAGGCAUCGACAAACGCACGGUGGAUCUUGUCAAGGUGCCUGUGAGCCACCAGGAGAGUGUCCAAGUGCUGCGUUACGAGCCGACGCAGCACUAUGGCCAGCACAUGGACUACUUUGCGGCGGACCACUACCAAAAUUCUCCCGAUAUGCUCGAGGAGAUCGAGUAUGGUUACAAAAACCGCAUGAUCACGGUCUUCUGGUACAUGUCGGACGUCGCCAAGGGCGGACACACAAACUUCGCCCGUGCCGGUGGUUUGCCAUAUCCUCCGUCCAACAAGGGCUGUACCCAAGGCUUGAAGGUUGCCCCGAAGAAGGGCAAGGUGAUCGUGUUUUACAGCAUGCUGCCGAAUGGUGAGAACGACCCGAUGAGUCUACACGCAGGCUGUCCCGUCGAAGAGGGUGUCAAGCUCUCGGGCAACAAGUGGAUCUGGAACAAGCCGCACAAUAUGGCGACUGAGUAG